AUGUCCAACCCCAGUGAGACAGAACUAAUUCAUAUGUUUAAGGGGAUUCCCUUUACCACCAGGUCUUCUCUAGAACUCUUAAAAUCCUUGGAUACUUUUGAUGCUAGGGAAGAUGAUGUCCUUUUGGGUUCCUAUCCCAAAUCUGGCACACACUGGCUGGCAGGAGUUAUAACAAAGCUUUACAAUACUCCAAUUACACUAACAUCUCCCAUUGAAUAUGGAGAUGUUUCCAGACUGGAGGAACUGAAUAAACUCUCAUCAAAGAGAAUCAUCCCAACGCACUUGGACUACAACAUGUUGCCUUCAAAUUUUAAGAAUAAAAACUGCAAGAUGAUCUACAUCAGCAGAAAUCCAAAAGAUACUGCAGUUUCUAUGUAUCAUUACUACAGAGAGAAUCCACACCUUCCCACUGUUGAUACCUGGACUGCUUUCUUUGACUUGUUCUUAGAAGGAGAUGUUGUCUGUGGAUCUUGGUUUGAUCAUUUCCUAAGUUGGGAAGAACAUAAAAAUGACAAAAAUAUCCUGUUUUUGUUCUAUGAAGACAUGAAGAAGGAUCUCCCUAAGAUUGUGAAGGAAAUCAGCGUGUUCCUGGACAUAGACAUCAGUGAUGAUGAUAUCCAAGACAUCUGCAAGAAGUCAUCCUUCUCAGAGAUGAAAAACGACACUGAAAAAGAAAACAGUGACCCCAGUCACACGGUCUGUGCCCUGACAUCCAACAGGAAGCUGAUUUUCAGAAAAGGUACUGUUGGUGAUUGGAAGAACCAUUUCACUCAGAAACAGAACUUAAAGUUUGAGGAAAUAUUUAAUGAGAAAAUGAAGCUCAGCAAAAUGGCAAAAAGUCUCACCUAUGAAUUCUGA
Messenger RNA from Cygnus atratus (black swan), 858 nucleotides. RefSeq names its product sulfotransferase 6B1-like. Gene Ontology annotation, biological process: sulfation. Lineage: Eukaryota; Metazoa; Chordata; Aves; Anseriformes; Anatidae. Bases 1 to 858 code for a protein of 285 amino acids. The transcript is spliced from 6 exons. Gene Ontology annotation, molecular function: sulfotransferase activity. The record is from RefSeq and is a predicted model, not a curated record. Gene Ontology annotation, cellular component: cytoplasm.